Messenger RNA from Labrus bergylta (ballan wrasse), 1776 nucleotides. Its product is annotated as CD9 antigen. The record is from RefSeq and is a predicted model, not a curated record. Gene Ontology annotation, cellular component: plasma membrane. Lineage: Eukaryota; Metazoa; Chordata; Actinopteri; Labriformes; Labridae.
GCUUGUGCGCAUGUUUGGAUGUAGCGGUGCAGGACAGCAUCAUUGCAUGGUUGAUGUCCAGCUGGAAGGCGCGAAGAAAAGGCGAAUUAGCAAAAUAAAUUUAAAGCUUUCUUGUCAGAAUUCGUGACGGACCAGGAGGCAUCAUGAGUAAAGUGCAGGGCGGGAUGAAAUGCGUGAAAUAUCUGCUUUUCGUUUUCAACUUCAUCUUCUGGCUGUCGGGCCUGCUGGUUCUGGCAGUGGGACUGUGGCUCAGGUUCGAUCCAGAGACGGUGGAGCUUCUGACAGGUGAUGGAGCCCCGGACACCUUUUUCAUUGCGGUGUACAUCCUCCUCGGGGCAGGAGGGUUGAUGAUGAUCGUCGGGUUCUUCGGCUGUUUUGGGGCCGUACGAGAGUCUCAGUGUCUUCUCUCGUCGUUCUUCGCCUGCCUCCUGAUCAUCUUUGGAGCAGAAAUCGCAGCUGGUGUGUUUGGAUUCUUAAACAAGGAACAGAUUGUUGAGGAAGUCCAAAAGUUUUACAGCAGCUCCAUCUCUGACGUCUCCAACGCCAAUGGCACUGCAAUAGCUCUCCUUUACCACAAAACUCUGAACUGCUGUGGAGGAUCCAUGUCAGAAACCUCAACUGCUCUCUGUGCAGACUCUACUCCAGAGGACACACCGGACUGUCUCACUGCUAUAACAGACUUCUUCAAUGAGAAGCUGCACAUCAUCGGAUUCAUUGGGAUUGGAAUCGCAGGAGUCAUGAUCGUUGGCAUGUUCCUCAGCAUGUUCCUGUGUUGUGCCAUCAGGAAUAACAGGGAGGUUAUAUAGUCGAUUAGCACCCUUCCCUCUUCCAUCCCAUUCCCACCAGCCAAUAAGCCCACUACACCCUCCUGCAUCCCUUCAGAAUCAACCCCGUCUGCAAGAGAAGGGACACACCAAAGUUACAUUUCACUUUCAUUUCUCACAGUCCAGAGUGAGCUGGUGGGGGAUUUCCUCAAAAAAGAAAGAAGAUUUCAUCCGUCUACAGGUCAAAUUCAACACGAUACGCUGGAUCGUUUCUUUUUUUUCUCCCCCACUCCACAGGCCCUGAAAAAGUUAACCCUCUGCUCUUUUUCAUAACACUCGCUCUGCUUUUGGCACAACUCUGUUACAGUCCUCCGUUACAACAUCUUUCUGUUCACUGCAACUCCAACACGACUCAGAACAUGGAGCCUUCUUUGACACGGGAAUGUUGUGAUUGAGGAGUAAUGCUGUAAAUACCAACACCUAUGUUAUGCACCUGCUCUUGACAUUAUUUAUCGCUCUCUUUUGAAGUCAUUUAUUGGCCUUAUCUUGUGUGCUUAAAUGUUUGGAGGACUAGUCGACCUUUGCAGAGUGAGUUUCCAUAAUGUGCCUACUGUAUAUUUAUUCACAACGAUAAGCCUCCAGCUUCAUUUUCCUGCUGAUUUCGAUAUGUACAUAACGCCUGUGCUUAGUCCUAGCCAACACACUCUCGAGUAUUUCUUUUUUUAGAGCACAAUACAGGACAUGUAGGCAUGGUUUGAACCCGAAGUGUGAGAAAAUGUCUGAUGAUAAACUGCCACUCUGAAUCUCCAAAUUCUAAAAGGUCAUGAGUAACACGACGUCUUGAGCUCUCCCGGGGAGCAUGUGUGAACUGUAACAGUGAGUUAGUUUGCCUUUUUGUGUGGAUUAUUUUGGAUGUAAAUUUUGUUGGUGUGCCAAUAAGAUGUGAAUUAUAGGAUAAUAUAGUUUAUGUCAUACUCUUAACCUUAAUAAAAACACAUUUUGUGUGCUUUUA